AUGGUAUCCCAAAAGCACCCAAUACGACCUAAGUUAGGGAUUAAUCGGUCACCGAGGACGGCUGAAUCUAGGGCUAGGAGUGCCUCCUGCCCCUUUUUGUACCCAUCUCUGCCUUGUGCUCCAAGUCCGACUGUCUCUGUGUCUGUGCAGGACACUAUGGCCAGAACAAAGAGGAAGACCAGAUAUACAAAUUCAAACGGCUUCUCAUAUUAUGUUCAGAUGAGCGAGCUCUCGGACCGGUCUCCUGGUGACCCGAGCACUCCAAGUGAUUCAAUAUUACAGGAAUUUGAGGUUCAGGAGACCAGUCCUAUGGUUGUGGAUAUGUCCGAAAAAGAGCCGGCCCUUAUCGAGAAAGAGGAGUCGACCUCUUCUGAGAGCUUGAGCGACACUGAGUCCAGCUCAUCCAGCCGACAUUCCCCAGAUUUAGAAGAGAGACAUUCUCGUCUUCAUGAGGCGAGUGAAGCCAUGGACAAAAUCUCUGCUUCUAAGAUGGCGGCCGCCCUCCUUCGCGUGGCUAUUAUUAGCCAAAAGCGGCCCUUUACUGACUCUCCCUCAAAGGAGAAGUCCAAGGCCUUUCUUCGUGUACAUGGUUUCCGCCGACCCAUCAGCGAAAAGAACAAGGAGGCGACUGCCACCUUGCAGGUCAAAACCGAGUUAAAGGCGGCCAAGAAGAAAAACUUGGAGCUGGAGAAGGCGGUCAAAGACCUUCAAAACCAGCUGCAGCCGGUGAAACAUAUACACCAUGCGGCCGAAGAGCUGCACAGAUUGAACAAGAAACUCAAAGAGCGCCUGGUAAGACAGGAGGCGGCCCUGACCCAGCAACUCAGCGCUAAGGCUGAGUCCGAGAAGAUGGCUCUGUCCCAAGAUAUGAUGGAGGACUCUACCGCCAUUAUGAAGAUGACCUGGACUGCCCUCUUCCCAGACUCAGGCUAUGAGCAAUGGGAGUCCAAAUUCGCCGCUUGCACUGAAGAAUAUAACAUCAAGAUUAUGCAGCAGGCAAACGAUCAGGAUGAAGAGAAGGAUGAGGCGGCCGACUCCUCUUCUGAUGGUGAGGACGAGGAUGAAGAGGAGGAGGAGGCGGACAUCGACAAGGGGGAGACAAAGAAAGAGGAGGCGGACGCCAAUCAAGAACAGGCGCCUGCUAAUGAGCCACAAGAGAGUGUGCUAGAGGAGCAGGCGCCCAUUGCCGAAGCUGAUCAGGUGGUCACCGUUACUGAAACCCCUCUCUUCAAUGCUUAA
Molecule: messenger RNA, 1239 nt
Organism: Chenopodium quinoa (quinoa)
Lineage: Eukaryota; Viridiplantae; Streptophyta; Magnoliopsida; Caryophyllales; Amaranthaceae
Product: histone H3.v1-like
Exons: 4
Coding region: 1-1239 (412 amino acids)
Source: RefSeq, a predicted model, not a curated record